UUAUGAAAAAGGAAAAAAAGGAAAGGCAUUGAAAAUAACAUCAGCAAACAGAGUCUUCCCCACACCAUCUCUCCCACAAGAGAAUGAGCCCGUUGAUGUUCCUCUACAACCGAACACACCCCGCCACCACCCAAGGCUAACGUACGCCCCCUCCUUACCCUGCGCCUCACCACCCCGUCUUUUUUUUCCCCAUUUUCCUUUUUCCCUUCUUAAGCACCGCGUUUAACCGUUACUUCCCCACUCAGAUUCGGAGGAUCGGAGCGAGGUUGGCGGUUCCGGCGUUGGAGGCCUUAGGGUUAGGGUUACCGAGCGAUGUGGUAUGAUCCUGGCAUUGAUGAAUCUGUUCUCGCUGUGUUGGAAGCCGUUCGGGCGCGAUGCUGAUCGAUACGAUUCCAUCGGAGUUAUCGGGAGCAACUUCGCCGGGAGAGAAGGCAGAGAAGGUUUGCUCUGGUUCCGCGACGUCGGAAAAUAUGCCUCCGGCGAUUUCUCCAUGGCCGUAGUUCAGGCCAACCAGGUUCUUGAAGACCAGAGCCAGAUCGAGUCCGGUCCUCUCGGCACAUUCGUCGGCAUAUACGAUGGUCACGGAGGACCCGACGCCUCCAGAUAUGUUUGCGAUCACUUGUUUCGCCAUUUUCAAGCAACGUCGGCUGAGUCACGCGGGCUUGUUACAGCGGAAACAAUUGAAAGAGCAUUUCGCCAGACGGAAGAUGGAUACACAGCCCUCGUGUCAGGUUCCUGGAAUGCUCGACCUCAAAUUGCGAGUGCUGGUACCUGUUGUCUAGUUGGAGUGAUAUUUCAACAGACACUCUUUGUGGCAAACGUUGGAGAUUCCCGUGUUGUAUUGGGUAAGAAAGUUGGCAACACUGGAGGUAUGGCUGCAAUUCAGCUGUCUACAGAACACAAUGCAAAUCUUGAGGCUGUUAGACAGGAACUUAAAGAAUUACACCCUCAUGAUCCUCAAAUUGUGGUCCUCAAACAUGGAGUGUGGAGAGUAAAAGGCAUUAUUCAGGUUUCUAGAUCUAUAGGUGACGUAUAUUUGAAACAUCAACAAUUUAACCGGGAACCACUUAAUGCAAAAUUCAGACUUCCUGAACCGAUGCACAUGCCUAUCCUGAGUGCUAAUCCCACUAUUCUUUCUCAUCCUCUGCAACCAAAUGAUUCCUUCCUUAUAUUUGCAUCAGAUGGGUUAUGGGAGCACUUGAGUAAUGAGAAAGCUGUGGAUAUUGUAAACAGCAAUCCACAUGCGGGUAGUGCGAAGAGACUUAUCAAGGCUGCCCUCCACGAAGCAGCAAGAAAACGAGAAAUGCGGUAUUCGGAUCUGCGUAAGAUUGACAAGAAGGUUCGACGCCAUUUCCAUGAUGAUAUAUCUGUUAUUGUUUUAUUCUUAAAUCACGACCUUAUUUCCAGAGGCACAGUGCUAGACUCGGCACUUUCACUUCGAAGCGCUCUCGAUCACUGACGUGUAUCAUUGUAAGCAGUAAGCAGUCUUGUACGAGUUUUUCCCAUAACUGAAGAAGAUACGUCCAUUCGUAGGUACCUGGCUACAAUAUGCCAUUGUGGCGCAUUUGGCUUCUAGUAUCCACACACAUCAUUCUCAGGCACUACAGUUUAUUAAGUUAUAACAUAUUGUUAGAAAUUUAUUCGUCAAGAGGAAAAAAUAAAAAAUAAAAACAAAAAACACAGAUAUCUUAUUCCCUUUCCUAACCUUAUAGUUUUACCCCAAACACUGGAUUUUAUUUAUUUCUUUAUUUUUUUGGCUUCAUAUAAGCUAAUCAAGCAGUAUGUUCAUUGAGUCCAAA
This is a messenger RNA of Vigna angularis (adzuki bean), 1799 nucleotides long. Its product is annotated as probable protein phosphatase 2C 42. The transcript is spliced from 4 exons. Gene Ontology annotation, biological process: protein dephosphorylation. The coding region runs from base 320 to 1459 and encodes 379 amino acids. Gene Ontology annotation, molecular function: cation binding; protein serine/threonine phosphatase activity. The record is from RefSeq and is a predicted model, not a curated record. Lineage: Eukaryota; Viridiplantae; Streptophyta; Magnoliopsida; Fabales; Fabaceae.